Chlamydomonas reinhardtii is the source of this 1165-nucleotide messenger RNA. RefSeq lists its product as uncharacterized. The coding region runs from base 138 to 941 and encodes 267 amino acids. The transcript has 3 exons. Gene Ontology annotation, molecular function: RNA binding. Lineage: Eukaryota; Viridiplantae; Chlorophyta; Chlorophyceae; Chlamydomonadales; Chlamydomonadaceae. The record is from RefSeq and is a predicted model, not a curated record.
AGCGGGAAGCCAGGAAGUGGCAGGAACAGCUGCCAAGGAACAAGCUGUGCGUCAGUUCCAGGUUUGGAACCUGAAAAGUUUUAUAGUCGCCCAUAACUUGUCUUCAAUAAUUCCCCAUCACGCAAACAGCUUGAACCAUGUCUAGCCUCGUUCUGCAGCGCACUCAUGCGCUCGGCCCGCAGCGUUGCGGCGGCCAAACUGCGAGCCGACCUGGGCCACUCCCAAUUGCUCCGCGAGCUUGCUUCUCAGGAAACAGUCACUCUAAGUUUGAGAGGUCAACGCACCAAAUAGGGCCUCAGGUGUUGUGGCGCACGGAACGCAAAUGCCCACACGUCUCGACGUCGGCGACGGCUACAGAAAAUGUUGCCGAUGAUUUCGAUGACGAAGAUUUGGAGGAUAUCGGUCUAGGUGGCGGUGAGGUGGAGGCAAUCGACGAGUCGCAAUUGGGGCCGCUGCCGGAGGUCCGCCACCAAGGCCCCAUGCACAUCAAGGACCGCAAGUUGUGGCGCGCCCGGGCGGAGGCUCUGGCCAAGGAGAAGAAGCUCAUCCGCGUGCAGGUGGGUCAGCUGGGCAUCACGCCGGCCUUCCUGCGCGCCACGUCCGACGUGCUGCAGAAGCACGGCCUGGUGCGGGUCAAGCUGGGCGAGGGCAGCGGCGUGGAGCGAGCCAACGCCGCCGACGUACUGGAGAGAUAUCUGGACGCCGUGUGUGUGCACCAGAUUGGGUUCACCAUCACACUGUACCGGCGCCAGGGCCUGCCGCGCCCGACCAACACGCAGCCGCUGAAUGAGGAGCAGCGCGUGCUGGCGGCGGCGGAGCUGGCGGCGGCGGAGGCGGAGGCCGCGGCGGCGUCGGCGGAGGCCGCGGCGCGGCGGGAGGCGAAGAAGCGCGCGGGGCAGCAGAAGCCGCAACAGCGGCCACCGGAGUUCAGCGUGAUGUGAGGCGGCUGUGAGGAUUGGUGCACCGGGGUGACCCCUGGCUGGAUGUGGUAGGAGGGAGUGCCGCGGACGGAUGUGUUGCCAGGUUCAGGUGGAGGCCGAGCCGCAGGGAAUGUGAACGAGGAUGGGCGACAAUUCCAUUGAUUCCAUAGCUACUAUACGUCUAUAGAAUGACGUCAAAACGCUACUAACUUGUUACCAAGCACGCUCUGCAAACGGCAAAGAGA